This is a messenger RNA of Triticum dicoccoides, 2077 nucleotides long. RefSeq names its product hydroxyproline O-galactosyltransferase GALT5-like. Bases 305 to 2077 code for a protein of 590 amino acids. Lineage: Eukaryota; Viridiplantae; Streptophyta; Magnoliopsida; Poales; Poaceae. The record is from RefSeq and is a predicted model, not a curated record. The transcript has 12 exons. Gene Ontology annotation, molecular function: carbohydrate binding; hydroxyproline O-galactosyltransferase activity. Gene Ontology annotation, cellular component: Golgi membrane.
CCGCGCCGGCGGCUCGCUGCGCAAGGCCGCCGCCGAGGCCGCCGCCGCCGGGGCCCGCGUCUUCGCCGACCUCUACGCCCUCGGGGGCGCCUCCCUGCCGGACCCGCUGGACGACGAGGAUAGGACCAAGUGCCCGCACUCCAUCGUGCUCGCCGGCGACGACUUCCGCGCCCGGGGGCGGACCGUGGAGCUGCCGUGCGGGCUCACGCUCGGGUCAUACAUCACCGUCGCCGCCACGCCCUACGCCGCGCACCCCGAGCGGGACCCCAAGAUCGCGCAGCUCAGGGAGGGGGAGGAGCCCCUCAUGGUCUCCCAGUUCAUGAUGGAGCUGCAGGGGCUUAAGACGGUGGACGGCGAGGACCCGCCCAGGAUCCUCCACUUCAACCCCCGCCUCCGCGGCGACUGGAGCGGCAAGCCCGUCAUCGAGCAGAACACCUGCUACCGCAUGCAGUGGGGCACCUCGCUCCGAUGCGAGGGAUGGAUGUCCCGUGCCGACGAGGAGACUGUGGAUGGGAUGGUCAAGUGUGAGAAGUGGAUUCAGGACGAAGAUCAGUCCAACGAGUCUAAGACGACAUGGUGGUUGAAUCACCUCAUUGGCCGCACCAAGAAGGUUUCUAGUUCUUGGCCAUACCCAUUUGUGGAGGACCGCCUCUUCGUUCUUACUCUCACCGCUGGAUUGGAGGGAUAUCAUGUGAAUGUUGAUGGCCGGCAUGUGACGUCAUUCCCGUACCGCAUCGGGUUUGGGCUUGAGGAUGCUACUGGCCUAUCAUUGAAUGGGGACCUUGAUGUGCAAUCAGUGUUUGCGGGGACUCUGCCCACUACACAUCCUAGCUUUGCACCGCAGAAACACCUCGAGAUGUUUCCAGCUUGGCAGGCCCCUCCCCUACAAGAAGAACCAGCCGAGAUAUUCAUCGGCAUCCUGUCAGCUGGCAACCAUUUUGCAGAGCGUAUGGCUGCUCGCAAGACAUGGAUGUCUGCUGCCCAGAAGACUUCUAAUGUCGUCGCUCGAUUUUUUGUUGCGCUGCAUGCCAGAAAGGAAGUGAAUCUAGAGUUGAAAAAGGAAGCAGAAUAUUUUGGGGACAUUGUCAUUGUGCCAUUCAUGGACAGCUAUGAUUUGGUUGUUCUGAAGACGGUUGCGAUAUGCGAAUAUGGGGUCCGCGCCGUCUCUGCAAAAUAUAUAAUGAAGUGUGAUGAUGAUACUUUUGUUAGACUUAAUGCAGUAAUGGCUGAAGUUAAGAAAAUACCGACCGGUAGAAGUUUUUAUAUAGGGAACAUGAAUUAUCGCCACAAUCCAUUGCGCAUUGGGAAAUGGGCUGUUACUUACGAGGAGUGGCCAGAAGAGGAUUAUCCAACAUAUGCAAAUGGUCCUGGAUAUGUUAUAUCUGCUGAUAUCGCAGAUUCCAUUGUUUCAGAAUUUACAGAUCAUAAAUUAAGGCUCUUCAAAAUGGAAGACGUGAGCAUGGGAAUGUGGAAAAGCUUAGAUGAAAUGAUACUGUUACUUUUUGAGUGGCUGAUUGUGGUUAAUGGUCGUGAACAACCCAUCAGGCACAGAAGAGCAAUCUUGCGAGUUUACAAUCAAUUAUAUCUGUCUCUACCGAUGAACAUGGCACUAUUUUCUGUCAGCACUAGUCUAGCACGGCCUCGGCUUGGCCGACUUUGUGUGGCCAAGGUCACAGAUCAAAUGGAUGCGGAGAAUCGUGAUACAAAAUUUGAUCAAUCCCAACCCUCCAGCUUGUCAAGGAAGAAAGUAAUCCGGGCUGAAAGCUACACCGCGAGUGAUGACAUUGUUGUUAUGGACGAUGGUGAAGAUGAUGAUGGUGAUGGAGAGGAAAUGGUGCCUAGAGGUCCCGCUCCUGCCUCUGACAUGGGUCGACCUGAAAAGAGGAAGUGGUUGAAUAAAUAUAACGAAAAAGUAUAUUAUGAAGGUUGGGAUAUGGUGACUCUGAGUUUGCACGUCACCUGGCCAUCUUUCAAAAUAUUACGGAUCAGGCUUCAUAUGCAAUAUGACGACUACAAAUAUGGCAACUUAGUUAGAGUUGCUCUUAGCCACAUUAAGUCAGCCAGUCCGGGGAGCUAG